Messenger RNA from Sycon ciliatum, 3099 nucleotides. RefSeq names its product vacuolar protein sorting-associated protein 51 homolog. Lineage: Eukaryota; Metazoa; Porifera; Calcarea; Leucosolenida; Sycettidae. The record is from RefSeq and is a predicted model, not a curated record. Gene Ontology annotation, biological process: Golgi vesicle transport; Golgi organization; lysosomal transport. Gene Ontology annotation, cellular component: GARP complex; membrane; EARP complex. The coding region runs from base 164 to 2524 and encodes 786 amino acids. The transcript has 20 exons.
ACGUGAGUAGCGUACGAAAUAAUCAUGUCCAGUUUGUCUUGAGUUGAGAUUGAAUACAGCUCCUACAGACUAGAUCUUGAGAAGAUGAGAUGAGAUUUUGGGCCUAUAGUUUGCUAUAGCCUCCCAUCCUAUUAGUUAUCGUCACUUGGUAGAUUGCUUCAUCAUGGCUGAGGGUGAAGAGCCACCGAAGCGGAAGCGCCGCAACCUGCUGAAAUUGUAUUAUGGCGUUUCUGAAAACCAAUCAGAAGCCAACAUUGAUCCAACUGACAUCAACAGUCCACAUUUUCAGUCGGCAGCGUACAUGGAGCAGCUGUUGCAGAGCAAGUCCUUGGCUGAACUAAUGGACAAAGAGGAUGAGAUGCAUCAGCAAAUCAAGGUUCUCGACCGUGACAUGCAGACCCUCGUGUACGACAAUUACAACAAGUUUAUUAGUGCAACAGACAUGAUACGAAAGAUGAAAAGCGAUUUUAAGAAGAUGGAAGAUGAGAUGGACAGAUUGUCCUCCAACAUGCAGCAAAUCCAGGUGGUUAGCGACACCAUCAACAAGUCGCUGGAUGGCCAGCGUCAGGAACUUGGCAAGUUGGCGGGUGUGCAUAGCUUGUUAAAGAAGCUACAAUUCCUGUUUGAGCUUCCAUCUCGCCUGAAGAAGUGCAUGACAAUGGAUGCUGAUGGGCAGGCAGUCCGGUAUUAUGUAAAGGCGAGGCACGUUCUCAAGGAGUAUGAGCACAUGCCAUCCUUUCAGAUCAUCCAGCGCGACUGCCUGCAGAUCGUCGACCAGCUGCGGGAAAAGCUGAGAGGAAUGCUGCGGAGCACUUCGUCACAACCGCAGAAGCUGGCCGAGUGCGUUGAGUUGCUGCUGGAGCUGGACGAGCCGGCCGAGGAACUGUGCGACGAGUACAUCAAGCAAGCCAGCCACCAGAUCAGCCUGGACCUGAAGAAGCUGUCGCAGCUCGGAGGCGACGGCGACUCUGGUGCGGGGGAAGCGGAGGAACGUGUACGCCUGGCCUCUGACGUCCUAGAGUUCGCCGACCUGGGCUGCAACAGUGUGCUGAGCGACGUAGCUCUGCUUAUUGCCAACUUUACCGAUCUCUUCUUGCGGCGAUCUACUGAUGAACAGGGAGUUGCCCACAGAAUCAAGCGCGUUGCGCAGCCAAGACUGAUUGGCUUCAUCAAGGCCACCCUGAAGGAGUUCUUUCAGAUUGUCAAACGUCGGUUUGAAAGUGAGGUGCCCGAGGGCAGUGACCAGUUUCUUGUGAGAGCGCUGGACCGCUUUCAUCGCAAGUUGCUGAGCGUACACAAGCUGAUGCCUGUUGCACAGAUUGACGAGUUGGCAGCGGAAAUGGUUUCAUCGACUACAGUACUGCGUGUGACGUUCUUCUCUGACAAGCUACGGGAUCAAUUUGCAGCAUACCUAGCUGAUGCUCGCCAAGCCAUUGCCACACAGUCAAUGGUACCAUCUGGAGCUGGCGCGCAAGCUGGUGAGAACACAAGCCAGUCAGCUCCACUCACUGCUCUCUUCCAGGAAGUGUCUGGAAAGAUCACGGAGGAGUUCAAGGCGACUAUCAACAGCCUAAAGGUGUACGUGUCUCCUGAGGUGGUGUUUGCGUCACAGCCCAGGUUCCGCGUGCCAUUCUGUCGCCAGCAGAUACGCCAGGGUCUCGUUGUCAAGCAUCUGUAUCACAUAGUGGACACAGCAGCAGACAUGUGCAAGGUGACCACAUCUCGGUCAACACCUCCGCCUCCGGUGCUGUUGCUGCUCCUCUCUCGCCUUUGCCUGGAGAUGAAGGACUCGGUCAUUGGCUAUCUGGUCAGCCUGGCGGACGAGGCGUUUCCUGCGAGCGAACGAUCAUCUGGUGCAACGCCCAUCGCCGACCUGUGCAAGUAUGCUGGUACCACAGCUCAGGAGUUGUUGGAUCACUUUGUGAGCGUACAAGGCUUAUCAAUUUCACAGAUGAUCCGCAAGAGUGUGGAGACACGCGACUGGCUAAGCACCUUGGAGCCGAGGACGGUCAGACCAGUCAUGAAGCGCGUCGUUGAGGACGUUUCCAUCCUCGACCACCAUGUCGGGCAGCUUUUCGAGGAGGGAACGAGACGCGGCGAUCACAGUUCGGAUGACAGUCGUGCCAGCCGCCGUAGGAAUAUACCAACUGGCACUCGGGCGUGGAACUAUGCACCAAAUGCGUUCGACACCAACUUGAUGAGCAACAUCCAGAAGCUGUUUUCUGAGCGCAUCGAGAUCUUCGGCUCCGUGGAGUUCAACAAAGUGUCUGUUGUGACGGGCAUCGUCAAGAUUGCACUCAAGACUUUCCUAGAAUGUGUGCGCCUGCGCACUUUUGGCAAGUAUGGCCUGCAGCAGGUACAGGUGGAUACGCACUACCUGCAGAUCUAUCUCUGGCGCUUUGUCUCUGAUGAAAACCUUGUGAAAGUCCUGGUGGACGAAAUCGUCAGUAGUACAGUUCAGCGCUGCACAGACCCUGUCGUCAUGGAACCAAGUGUGAUAGAUGUCAUCUGCUCGCAGAACUAACCUACUCAGUGUGGCGAAGCUGCCAGUCAACAAAUGUUUGUACAUACGUCCAGUCUGUAGAUAGCGUCGUUGUCCUUUAUACCAUCACCCAGCAUUAAUGCAUUGUCUUACCAGUAUUGUCUUACCAGCAUAGCAUGCUGGUACAAGUUUCGUCAUACGUUGCUUUCUGGUUUAGAAAACGUGGAGUGGCCUUUAUUUGUGCUGAAUAUUGUAUCAUUUCAUGUUUCCAUUUAGGGAAAGUCUGUAAAUAUUUUUUUUAAAUAUAUAAAUCUAGUUUCUGCUUGUUUCACAAUAAGCUUACAGACGCUGCCUAGUUGUGUGCGCUCUUCCGGUGUGAACUGGCGCAUGGUUGUGCUGACUGACGAUAGGCAUUGCUGGUUCAGCAGCCUUUUCCUUGCUCUUGCUGUAUUUUCAAAACCAUUCAUACUUGUUCUUGCAUAUGCAUUUAUUUCAAAAAAUCAUUAUUUUUUACCAUGAUUAUGGAUCACCACUCCGACCACACGUUUUUUCGUUAAAUACCGGCAAUAGAAUUUACAAUGUAGAAGAAUUUCACAUGAAUAGAUUAUUCAAAUAUG